AUGUCAGGCUCCCACAACCCGUCACCAUCAUCCAAGGACUCGUCACCGGUGCCGUCCUCGUCGCUGAUCCCUUUGACCGUCGGCAGUGGUGCGCUCGCAGCCGGAUCCUCGUCGUCGUCGUCGUCACCGUCCGUGUUGGCACUCGAACACGGUCUCGCAACUCUCCGGGCGAACCUGCAGCAGUACGAAAAGCUCCUCAUCAAGCUAGAGACCAUCACCGACGAACCCGUGUGGGAUGCGUUCGUCAGUCAGCUCAUCCUGUCUCUGUCUCUCGGCUGUCGUCCCACUUGUGGGGAACGAAAGCAAAGGCAGAGCUGACCUUUCUGUCCUUCGUUCUCCGGAUCAAGAUCCCCUUUGGUCCACUGGCCUACUUCCCCGGUCAACUAGUCCACACCAACGACAUCGCCGAACCUGUCCCGCUCGCUUCGACCUCGUCCGCGUCUGCAACCGAGUCGAGCGCUGGCGCAGGCAGCGAACCCGUCUUGCGAAGUGCGAAGCAAGCGAGAGCUUCGGCCCUGAUCAAGAAGCAAGGUUCGUCAAAGCUUGAUCGGGGGCGAGAAGAGGAAAACAACCGCUCAUCGUCUUGUGACUCUCGCAGCUCUGGAGCAGCACAUUACUGCGCUCGAAGUCGACAUCUCGGCGCAACAGGCCAAACUGGCCCGCCAGCGUGCUGCCCGAGCUGGCGGAGCAUCGCAAGAAGACAAUUGGUCCUUCAACGAACGAGGCGAAGUGAGCCCCAUUCGUGGCAGCAUCGAUCAUUGGCCUUUGAGCUGAUCAAGACACAAUACACACGCAGGUCAUCAAUGACGAAGGCCUGCCCGUAUUUGACAUUCGCGAGGAACUGCCUGCGGAAGAAAGCCUGGCCGAAGCACCGACCGCGUCCACCAAGGGCAAGGAGAAGCAAGUCGCAAAGCCGGUCCAGAUGCGAUACCUGAUCAAGAAGGGCGGUAAAAAAAUCAUACGUCAGUCCCGAGGAGCGCAACGGAUUGCCGUCGUCCCUCGCCGGCUCAACCUUUGUUUCUUCCCCUCGACCAAACAUCAGGCCCACUCAAUGCGACAACGACAACAUCUCGGCCACAAGAGUCGGUUCAAAAAUCUUCAAAAAUCACACCAACGACAGAUGUAAUCGCUUCGACCUCCAAGCUGGACAUACAGGCGAUUUUCGAUGCCCUCGAAGCCGAGCAACGUGACGAGGUGAUCGCCGAGCCAGCAUCACCCGAGCCGCCGUCUUUCGACGCGAAGUCUACUCCGAUCCCUAAGCCAGCACGGCCAUCCGACUGGGCUGCUUUACCCCGACCUUCCCCUCCGGCCGACAUGGCACCAGCACCCACGCCCGUCGCCUCGGCCUCGAAGCCGAAAAGCUUUCUCGCGGGCAAAGGCUUCUCGUCGGGUUUCCUUAACCCAAAACCGAAGCCCAAGGCCAGACCCGCACCGGGUCAGACCAAGCUCACCGACCCUACGGUACCACCAAAACGUAACUCGGAGCAAGACGUUCCUUCCCACGAACCAUUACACCAUUCGCUCGAGCCUUCAAAAUCCAUUUAUAGGCCUACCCCACCCCCGUCCGCACCGGGAACGCCCACCGUCGGAAGCACGCCUCGAUCAGGCUCCCCCGUCCCUUUAACUGCGCCCAAAAAAGUUGUUUUCGACUUGCUGCAGGGUCAACAGCAACCCGAGCGGGAGAACAAGACACGCAAACCCGCCAUAGUUUUGCCUCCACCGCCUGGGUCGGUGUCAGCCGCAAACGACGACCCCACUGAUGCUGCGACAAAGCCUGCGGUCAAGGACAAGUUCGAACGACCAAUCAAGGAAAAAGUGGUAGAGAGGGAGGUGAAGCCACCGAGUUUGCCCAGCCUUUCCGGCAAUCGUGGCUUGCGGCGAGAUCGCGCUCCGGAUUCAGAGGUGGACAAGCCCAAGAGUGAAGAAAUGGGAUACGUCAAGACAAUGGCGAAGCCGCCCAAAGUCGUCGAGUUCCCCCCAAGGCCUGUAGCUACGAGCAGCGCGACAAGAGCUAGCAUGGAUGGGCCGACACCAACACCGACGCCGAUCCACACCGUCUCGUUCGGUUCGAGGAAGGCUACGGAUGAGCCUGGCACAGCGUCCAUUUCCGAGAUCCUCGACGAAGCCGACGAAGAUGAGGGUCAGAUCGACGAUGAGGACGAGGAUGAUCUCCCGCGUCAACCCUCGUUGGCUUCGUCCCACGACUCUGAUUCGUCCUCGUCCGGUUUCUACGGUUCGGACGAUGACGACGACGACUUUGACGUCGACAUCGACGCCGCGUUGCACCAGCGCGAGAUCGCACUGGCGUACCACGAGCGACGCCAAGGGUUGGGAGCUGGGGCGGGGACGGGUCCCCUUGGUGGGGAUCGAGAUGCGGCGAGCUACGACGCAUGGCAGCAAGAGACCGUACCCGUCGAAGCGACGAUGCAAGGACGUCAGGCUGGUGGAGGUGGGGUCAGCGGGUCAAGGUUCAGAAACGGUCGAUUGGAAGCGACAAGAAUGAUCAUCCCUGAUUUGUUGGCCAAGUCGAUUCAUCCUGAUCGAAGCAAGGACGACAGCGAAGGCGACGACGACGGCAUGACGGCUGAGGAAAGGGAAAGGGUGCGGAUCGCGUUGGAGAAACUCGCCAAGGGGGAGAGUUUGGACACAUUCGCGCAGAAAGAACUCGCUCGAGAGGACAAGGUCGCGCCCAAAGUCGAAGCACUCAGUAACGUGGUCGAGCGGGCGCCCCCUCGGGUUAACCCCGUCAUGGGCCAUUCGAUGCCAGCUGCUGUAACGCCGAAAGCGCCGACGCUGCCCCACGAGAAACCCAAAAAGAUGUCGAGGUGAGCAACACACGACCUUUUGGCUCUUACAUUUUUCUUCUUGUCUGACACCCGAAUGUCCCCCGGUGCAGAUUCAAGGCGCGACAGCUCGGGCUCGAGGUUGAAGAGUGAGUAUGUUCACCACCUGGGCGCGAAGUGUGAGAUCAGGGGAUGGAUCAUGUCGUUUUGGAAUAAAAUGAUAUAUCAGGCCUUGAUGGCUUGAAACAGACGCGCGGAUAUCGUUAUAUGGAACACUGGAAAAAAGCUUCGUGGACAGAGCAAAGGCGACGAAGGGUUGA
Molecule: messenger RNA, 3103 nt
Organism: Microbotryum saponariae
Lineage: Eukaryota; Fungi; Basidiomycota; Microbotryomycetes; Microbotryales; Microbotryaceae
Source: the annotation of a GenBank genome assembly